CCACGCCGCUAAAGCCAGGAACGACGAUGGACGGACCCGCUGGAAGCGAGAAGAUCAUGUACACGACGGCCGCGGGCGCCUUCUUCGGCGCCGCCAUCGGCUCCGUCGAGUCCGUCUGGGCCAUCCCCAAGCUUGGCGACAAGCUGCCCAAGCUGUCGAACCAGCUCAAGCACCUCGGCACGCGCUCGCUCGUGUUCGCUGCCGUCGGCGCCAUCUUCACGACGGGCGAGUACGUGACGGCGUCGAUUCGUCAGAAGGAGGACCCGAUCAGUGCUGGUGUCGGUGGCGCUCUGGUGGGCGUGGUGCCCGGCAUGGUGAAGCAGAGCAUGCGUGUGGGUGUUGCCUCGGGUGUCGCUGCUGGCGCCGCCAUGGCGGCUGCAUCGUACUGGCAAUCUUCCCAGGACUCGGCUUUCGACAAGUACGCCGCUGCGCGUCACGCCGACCGCUCUUAAGCUCGCGGCGGCUCAGUAGCUAUUGGCCAUCGCGACGAAAUGAAAGAAAUGAAGGACACCUCGAGUUUGGGCAGC
Phytophthora sojae is the source of this 527-nucleotide messenger RNA. RefSeq lists its product as hypothetical. Gene Ontology annotation, biological process: mitochondrial respiratory chain complex I assembly. The transcript is spliced from 5 exons. The coding region runs from base 27 to 452 and encodes 141 amino acids. The record is from RefSeq and is a predicted model, not a curated record. Lineage: Eukaryota; Oomycota; Peronosporomycetes; Peronosporales; Peronosporaceae.